AUCAGAGAGUACCCAUCAUCAGAAAUCACUUCUACCAGUUCGCCAAGCCGACUACUUUUGUUCACUUUCACAGUUUCAGCUAGUAAAACAUUUGAGAGAAACAGAAAAAUGAUAUCAGCCCAAAAAUCUAUGGCUGCUGUCAACUCUUUCUCUCUUCUUCGUGAUUAUGCAAGGGCUGGAAGGAUUGUUGCAAGAGUGAGAGCCUCACCAGGAAUCGCUUCUUAUCCCAGUUCUAUAAAUUUUCUAACUGCAAAUCACUCACGGAGAUAUCUAUGUCGUGCUAGUGCUACACAUGAUGAAGAGGCUGCAGCGAAGGCAGCUGCAAUCAAUGCUGACAGUGGAGUUCCAACCAUAUUUGACAAGAUCAUAGCAAAGGAAAUUCCUUCAACCAUUGUGUAUGAAGAUGAUAAAGUCUUAGCAUUCAAGGACGUCAAUCCACAGGCUCCUGUUCAUGUUUUAGUCAUUCCAAAGGUUAGGGAUGGAUUGACACAGCUUGGAAAGGCUGAACCAAGGCAUGGAGAGAUUCUGGGUCAACUUCUUUAUGCCGCCAAAAUUGUUGCUGAAAAAGAAGGCAUUGUUGAUGGGUUUCGAGUUGUCAUCAAUAAUGGUCCAAGUGCCUGUCAAUCAGUUUAUCAUCUUCACUUGCAUGUCCUAGGUGGGAGACAGAUGAACUGGCCACCUGGUUAAAGAGUUGAAGCAGAUGCAUCCUGAAACUUUCAUGGCUUUCAAUUUCCCUUGUGCUCUCUUUCUCCUUUUCUUUUCUAUCAUUUCUAAGGCUUGAAUUGGUCUAGUGUACUUCGAAUCUUAACACCUUGAAGAGGUGAGAAAUUUGGGUUUUGCGCUAUUACAUGCAAUUUGAUUUUUCAAUCAAA
Molecule: messenger RNA, 872 nt
Organism: Theobroma umbraticum
Lineage: Eukaryota; Viridiplantae; Streptophyta; Magnoliopsida; Malvales; Malvaceae
Product: HISTIDINE TRIAD NUCLEOTIDE-BINDING 2
Molecular function (GO): catalytic activity
Source: RefSeq, a predicted model, not a curated record